AUGCUACCAUACGCUCUCUCGCCUCUGCUUUGUUUCGCCUGCGUGUGCGCGCAGCCGCUCCGGUUUGCCUCCGGGCCGCUCCGCCCGCACAUACAAGGGCCUCUCCUCCGCCCGUGGCCCGGACGCCUGUGCUGCUGCGCUGCUCUCCUCCAGCGCUCGCCGUCCCAUGCUCCUCCUCCUCUGCCUGGCCUAAGCACCUCCGCCUCCAACCUCGCACCGCAGCGGUCCAACCUCGUGCCCGAGCCGUACCCGCCCACGGCGCAGGCCCCGUCGCCCUCCGGCUCCGGCCGCCCCGACGGCCGCGCUGCUCCUCCUCGCACCGGCCUCCCGCGCGCCCAAGGCUCCGGCUGGCCUCGCCGCGCCCGGCUCACCUCCCGCGGCCGCAACGCCCGCCCAGCCGGCCGCCGCCUCGCCGAACACGGAGCCCGCCCGGUCGGCCUCCGGCUGCCCGCGCCUGCAGCGACCUCCGCACCACCUCCUCCACCAGGCCUCCCCGGGCCACCUCCCGCAAGUCGGCCCCGGCCUCCGGCGCCGUCCGCGCUCCCGGCGUCCGGGUCGCCGGCUCCUCCGCCCGCACCGGCUCCCGCGCCUGGCCCCCGACCCGUUGUUCUGACCGCCUGCCGGCUUCGAGGAGGCCGACUGCUCGUUCCGGUCCAGCUCCCCCAGCACCUGCCGGCUCGCCGCCUAUGCCCGCGGGGCCGGGUCCAGCUCCCUCCGCGCCGCGCCGGAUCCGGCUGCCCCUGUGCGCUCGCGUCUCCGCCCGGCCGCCUCGCUUCGCCCCUGGCCGGCUUCGACCGCGCCGCGCGCCGACUCCGCCCGCCAGCGCAUCCGCGGGCCAGCGUCCGCCCUGCCCGCGCGGCCGCGCGCCCCAGCCGCCCUGCUUCGCCCCAGCCCCCAUGCGGGCUGGCUCCGACCACGCCGCGCCGGCUACGGCCCUGUCCCGGCCUCCCGUGCCGACUGCCGGGUCGCGAUGCUUUGGCCGGCCGCCCCGCGCCGCCUUGGCCGGCUCCCGCCGCCUUGGCAGACUCGUUGCUCCAGCCGACGUCCACGCGUGCGGCCGGCUUGCCGCUCCAGCCGGCGUCCGCGUGCCCGUCCACCUCGCGCCGACUGGCGCCCUCGCAGGGCUGGCCGCCCAAGAAGAGAAAGAAGAAAUAG
This is a messenger RNA of Aegilops tauschii subsp. strangulata, 1155 nucleotides long. Lineage: Eukaryota; Viridiplantae; Streptophyta; Magnoliopsida; Poales; Poaceae. The record is from RefSeq and is a predicted model, not a curated record.